Purpureocillium takamizusanense is the source of this 846-nucleotide messenger RNA. RefSeq lists its product as uncharacterized. Gene Ontology annotation, cellular component: spliceosomal tri-snRNP complex; P-body; U6 snRNP. Gene Ontology annotation, molecular function: U6 snRNA binding. The record is from RefSeq and is a predicted model, not a curated record. Bases 84 to 473 code for a protein of 129 amino acids. Lineage: Eukaryota; Fungi; Ascomycota; Sordariomycetes; Hypocreales; Ophiocordycipitaceae. The transcript has 4 exons. Gene Ontology annotation, biological process: nuclear-transcribed mRNA catabolic process; P-body assembly; spliceosomal snRNP assembly.
UCCCAACAACCGGACUCCGUCACCCAUCACCCGACGCACCUCCCUUCACGACGCGCCACCGUGCGCAACACCAACACACUACAAUGUUGCCCCUCGGCUUGCUCAACGCCGCUCAAGGCCACCCCAUGCUCGUCGAGCUCAAGAAUGGCGAGACCCUCAACGGCCACCUCGUCCAGUGCGACACCUGGAUGAACCUCACCCUCAAGGAGGUGGUACAGACGAGCCCGGAAGGUGAUAAGUUUGUGAGGUUAAAGGAGGCCUACGUCAAGGGCAAUAACAUCAAGUACCUACGCGUGCCCCCCGAAAUCAUCGACAAGGUCAGCGAGUCGCAAAAGGGCCAGCAGGGAGGAUUCCGCGGUGGCCGGGGAGGUGGUCAGUCAAGAGGCGACCAUGGCGGCGGUCGCGGCGGCGGCGACCGCGGAAGGGGAGGCCGUGGCGGCGGGAGGGGCCGCGGAAGGGGCCGUGGUCAAUGAUGGCGUUGUUCAGUUGCUGGAUUUUCGAGGCAUUGAGCUGAGCUGAGCUAUAAUGCGGCCAAGAUUGGCUGCAGGCGAUGGGUCAUACUACAGGGUAUGCACGACAUAGAAGGGGGGAGUCACGGACGACUUGUAGGAUUUUUCUGCUUUUGAACGCCUAUCUAUAUACCCUGUAUGAGAGCAUCUUAUAGGGUUUACAACCCGAUCCUGCAGUGAGUCCUCCCUGUUAACAAAUCGCGGGCGGUUGGCGGUCUCGCGACUAGACUGCGGCGGGAGCGUAAUCGAUGACACCUAAUGGGAGGGUGACAGCCGUGGCUAAGUCGCCUUGAAAUUUCAUAUCACUGCAAUCGAGAGCCCGCGAGCCUGUUUGAGC